This is a messenger RNA of Acanthoscelides obtectus, 834 nucleotides long. Lineage: Eukaryota; Metazoa; Arthropoda; Insecta; Coleoptera; Chrysomelidae. The record is from the annotation of a GenBank genome assembly.
AUGGUUCGCAAUUAUAUUAGAAAGACCGAUCGGCAACGGUGGAGUUCUGAAACUAUGGAACGAGCUGUAGCUGUAGUAGUAAGUGGCGUAAUGGGUAGCAAGAAAGUUUCAAUUCAAUUCCAGCUUCCACAAACUACAUUGAAAGGAUACGUGAAAAAGCGUAGGACUGACCCAAAUUCUGUGAUUGAUAAAACCGCUGGCAAAUAUCACUGUAUUUUUACUCAAGACCAAGAGGUAGAACUAGUUGUAUAUUUAAAGGAUAUGCAAAAGAGAUUGUUUGGUUUAACAUUAAAAGAACUCAGAAAGCUAGCCUAUCAAUUAGCGGUUAGGAAUGGUUGUGAGCAUCCAUUUAACAAAGAUACAGAAAUGGCGGGAGAAGACUGGGCCCACUCAUUUAUGAGGCGUCAUUCAGAGUUAUGUUCGAGGAAGCCUGAGGCCACUUCUGGAGCACGUGCCAUGGGAUUUAACCCACCAGCAGUCGCGCAGUUCUUUACAUUAUCAAAUAAAAUUAUUAUUGAGAAAAAAAUUACCUGUGAAAGAAUUUAUAAUUGCGAUGAGACUUGCAUUACAGUGAUUCCAAACCAGCAUUCAAGGGUUAUUGCAAAUAGAGGACAACGUCAGGUAGGCGUAUUGACUUCUGCUGAGCGUGGCAAUACAGUAACAGCAGAAAUUUGUUGCUCUGCUGCGGGAAAUUUCAUGCCCCCCCUGUUGAUUUUCCCGCGACAAAAGAAGAGACAAGAAUUUGAAUUGGGCUUGCCACCUGGAGCUUGGAUUGCGGCAAAUGACUCUGGACGGAUGACUAGUGUUUUUCGAAUGGUUCAAGAAGUUUAUUAA